This is a messenger RNA of Aphanomyces astaci, 2704 nucleotides long. RefSeq lists its product as hypothetical. Gene Ontology annotation, cellular component: membrane. The transcript has 11 exons. NCBI's taxonomy places the organism in Eukaryota, Oomycota, Saprolegniomycetes, Saprolegniales, Verrucalvaceae. The record is from RefSeq and is a predicted model, not a curated record. Bases 121 to 2628 code for a protein of 835 amino acids.
UGUGGUAUCCGGAUAACGCCGUCGUCGACGACAAAAAACUGUCACGGGGAAUAAUCCUCCCGUCGCAUUUUGGCUUUUCCAUCGCCGCCGUCGCCUUUUUUACUCCGAAACGGCGCGUCCAUGACGACGUCCUCCCCGACCGAGCGGUCGUCGUUGAUCCGUCUCUCCAACUCCGUCGCCGAGACAUCUCCCGUCGCCACCGACGUGGCAGUGUCGCUGCCCGACCUCACAGCGAUCGAAAUGCGCCACAUGCAGGUGCCGCGCCGCAACACAAAGGCGGGUGGGUUGUUCAAAGCCCCCCCUCUCCGCCGCGAGUACGACCCCACCAUGGCUGCGCCGUCCAGUCAAGCGUUGUCCCAGACAAAAAUGAGCAUGGAUGGGUCGCUCCUCAGUUAUAACGCGACCGCCGACGACUUUUCCCCGCGCGCGAUCCUGCAAUCGCUGCCAAGCGUGUUGAUUGCCGUCGUGUUGAAUUUAAUGAUCUCGAUUCCGUUUGGGUUGUCGUUCUUUCCGCUGGAAUGGACCGAACUGCCCGCGCCGCGCGCCAUCGGCAUCCAAAUGUUUCUGCUCACGACGUUCAUCUGCCAAUUUGUGUUUGCUCUGCGCAGCUCGUUCGACUGCUCCGUGGGCAUGAUGAUGGUGGAGAACGUUCCGUUCAUGCACACGUUGUCCAUGUCGAUCAUUUCCGAAGUGGGCGCGACGUCCCCCAAAGCCCUCCCGACCAUCCUCGUCACGUACGCGCUGUCGUCUGUCGUCGUGGGGGUCAUGUUUUACGCGCUCGGGUACUUUAAGCUCGGCUCGGUCAUCUACCUCUUCCCCAAGCACAUCAUCAUCGGCGCCAUCGGCGGCAUCGGCAUCUUCGUGGUCCAAAACGGACUUCAAAAUGCCACGGGCGUCACGGUCGAGUGGACAUGGAGCGGCCUCGUUCGCCUGGCCCAGCCCGACGUGUUGUAUCUGUGGAUCGUGUCGGUGGUGCUCGUGGGUGUCUUGGGCGUGUGUCUGCGCUUCGCCAAGUCGCCGCUCUUCUCCCCGUUCUACUUUGUCUCGAUCGUGCCGUUGUUUUACAUCGUGCUUGUCCUUGCCGGGAUUCCCAUCGAGACAGCCCGACAGCACAACUGGUUCUUUGAACGGCCGCCCGAAGUGCCGUUCUAUUCGAUGUGGUCGCAUUACGACUUUACCCUGGUCGAGUGGUCGGUGAUUCCCAAGCAAUUUGGGACGUUAGUAGGGCUGAGCAUCUUCAGUCUCAUGCACGUGCCAAUCAACAUCCCAUCCCUCAGUCUCACCACGGGCCACGAGUGCGAUAUAAACGAAGAGCUCAAAGCACAUGGCAUCUCCAAUACCCUUGGCGGACUCGUGGGCAGUGUGCAAAACUACUUGUGCUACUCGACAUCGGCGCUCUACUAUAAAUGCGGCGGCGGCGGCCGGCUGCAGUCGGUGCUCAUCGGGGUGUUUGUCAGCAUCUUGUUCUUUGCCGGCCCCGGCAUCGUCGCGUACGUCCCGCGGUGCAUGGCGGGGUGCUUGAUGGUGCACGUUGGGUUGGACUUGUGCAAGGAAGCAGUGGUGGACACGUACGCAGAGCUCGAUCGAUUGGAAUAUGCCACUGUGUGGGUCAUUGCACUUACUAUGACGUUCUGGGGCAUGAACGAAGGUCUGGCGGUGGGGGUACUUCUGGCAUGUGUGGCGUUUGUGGCGCAGAGCGCGCCGGCGGGUCCGCUGCGGGGCAGCAUGAGCGCCGCGACGUUGCGCAGCAGUGCGUGGCGCAGCACGUCCGACUUGGAGGUGCUGGACCAAGUGUCGCGAAAUGUCCACGUCGUGCAGUUGAAGGGCCAUUUGUUUUUUGGCAACAUCCACAAACUAAGCGACUACAUCAGCGAUUUGAUGGUGAAAUACCCGGAAUUGGAAUGCCUCGUCGUGGACUUUACGCUCGUGGUGGCCAUGGAUUCGUCGGCAGCGGAUCGUCUCUCCAAGCUCAAGUAUGUAUGUGCGCCGUACGAGUGCCGGCUCGUGUUUACGGCGAUUCCAUCAGCGUAUACCCGGUUCCUUCGCGUGAUGCUCGUGGACGAGUCGCCCAUGUUCCACGUGGCCGAUGACUUGAACGACGCGAUCGAGUGGUCUGAAAACGAACUGCUGCGGCGAUACAAGGUCGAAUCGACGCUGCAAAAGGAGCCGUCGCUACCUAAAGAGCAUGCGUUUCUCGCCCGUUUGCACAACUUGAGUCCGGCGCAGCCGCUGGCCGUGUUGGAAAAGCUGCUCGAGUACUUUGACCGGCAAGUGCUGCAUGGCGAUGUCCAGGUGUGGCGGCAAGGAGAUGCAGCUUCAUGUGCCAUGUUGUUGGCCGAAGGUCGCAUGCAAGCGAUCGUGGAAGAAGAAGCUGGCACCAAGGAGGAGGUUUCCGAAGGGGCGAUGGUGGGCGAGUUGUGUCUGCUCACGGGGGAAAAGCGCAAGACAACCGUGGUCACGAUGGAGCGGUGCGUUGUGUACGUGCUGACAGAAGCCAGGUUCAAGGACAUGCUGGACAAGGACAGCUUGCUCGCGUUUGUGUUUCAAGGCAUUGCGUUGCGAUAUGUGUCGCUCCGAUUGCAAUAUGUGGGCAAUCGCAUCUGGGAGACCAAGUGCCUGCCUAUCUAAGAACCAGAUCGAGUAGGAACAACCAGCCAAGGAGUAUGUAUGUAUAUAAAUGAACGAGUGAGUGAUGAGGCAAGGC